CGCGGAUUUUGACAGCAGCGUAUUAAGCUAAUUUAAAUUUUGAAUAUCAACAAAGUGCUGUGUUAUGUGUUGGCAUUCUCAUUUCUCGAUAGGAAUUGCAGCAUCAGUAUGGACAGUUAUCCAAACAAGCUUUCAUAUCAUCUGGGCAAUAUGUGGAUAUUAUUUCUACGUUUGUAAAAUCAGACCCAACUAUUAUGGACUCGUAAUCUUAUACCUUACAUAUUUUUAUAAAGGAGAAUGUGGGAAUGUAACUCUCAAAUGUGAUGGGCUACUUGAAUCGGAAAACAGGAAAAAGAUCGGCCUGAGUUCUGUGGAAGAAGAAGAAAAUAUUUACGAUAUUAUACAGACGAUUUUGGACAAAGGUGUCUUGCCCGAAGAAUCAAACGCAGCAUAUCGCACGCAUAUUUAUUUUCAUGCUUUCAUUAUUUCGGACGCUGUCUGGAUUAUUUCUGCAUUCCUACUUUUUGCUGGGACCUGCUUCCAAAUAAAAAAAUGCUUGUCCCUCUUAUUUUACUGCCCUUGGUUAAUAGUAACUUGCUUCGUUAUUCUAUUGGACGUUAUUUCAUCGGUGCAUUUUGGACUGGACAUCUUGACAAUUCAUAAUUUUACCUCUUGGCUCAACUUCAUCGGGGUUCAGAACUAUCAAGAUUUCUCCGAGUACAACAAGCAUAGUUCGUCUUACAUCGUCCCCCUGUUACCGGCGUUGCUACUUUGCACCCUUUUUUCCAGAGGUCUAGUAUUCUGGGUAGGCAAUAUAAUAUUGUUCGUCCAGGUUCUGAACAACGCGGUGUUAGCUUUCCAGGACAAUCUGGAUGGGAACAAUCCAAAACAUCAAUCAAAAAUAGGACGGGCUAAAGGUCUUGGUAAAAACCAAAAUUUGGACACCUCGGCGUCCCGGAUAAGAAACUGGCAACUGUUUUAUGGAGCUGUCGACACGACUAGCAGCAGCUCUUCCAGCAAGUCUAGCGAGCGUGACUUCAAUUCCAACAACACUAUGAGGAGGACUAGUACCAAGGUGAAGAUAAAGGAAGGCAAAACCUUUCCCAGUCCCCCACAAACGCCGGACAGUUCUGAUUCGUACGAGAAAUAUGUUAGGUCGAUUAGAGAUGAGUCUCAGAGGAUGAAACCGAACGCAAGUACGUACUAUCACGCAUAUACUGAUGUCGCCGAGUCCCUCGACCAAAUUCUCGGGAGAAGAACUGAGCCUGAUGGUUCACACAAGAACCAAUUGUCUUGGUCAUAUUUUAAACCCCCGGAUGAAAGAUGUGACAUUGAAUAUAGUUUAAAUGAUCCAGGAGAUUUCAAUCGUUGUGGAAUACCAGUAAAGCCUACUGCAACAUCGAAGCCAUUUAUUAGUACAGAAUUGUAAGGAGUCUAGUGUAAGUGAAUUUAUUAUUUAU
Anoplophora glabripennis (Asian longhorned beetle) is the source of this 1400-nucleotide messenger RNA. RefSeq lists its product as uncharacterized. The record is from RefSeq and is a predicted model, not a curated record. The coding region runs from base 65 to 1369 and encodes 434 amino acids. The transcript is spliced from 8 exons. NCBI's taxonomy places the organism in Eukaryota, Metazoa, Arthropoda, Insecta, Coleoptera, Cerambycidae.